AUGGCUAGGCUUCAAUUGUCUCUUCUUCUUGCUCUUUUCUCCAUUUGUCUCCUCUCCACUUCAGGUAAUCCAAAGUGUAUUUUCACAAACAACUUUCACAAUACAAAAUCAGUGCAGCUACCCGGUAUAUGGCCAGCCCUAUUAUCCAACCCGGGAGCGCCUCAGCUCCCCACCGCCGGCUUCUUGCUCAAUCCCUUAUACUACGCCGACGUCCCUAUCCCAGCCUCCUGGUCAGGCAACCUAUGGGCCCGCACCCGUUGCGCCACCGACCCCACAACCGGCCAAUUCCACUGCGAGACAGGUGAUUGCGGCACAGGCUCAAUCGGAUGCAAUGGUGCCGGCGGCGCCCCUCCCACUACCCUCCUCGAGAUCACACUUGGCUCUGCUGGCGGCCUCGACAACUACGCGGUCAGCGUCGUCACAGGAUAUAACACCCCCAUGUGGGUGGUCCCAUCAGGUGCGAACGGUAAAUGCAGCAUCGCCGGGUGCACAACGGACAUCAACGCCGAGUGCCCGACUGGGCUGCGGUUGAUCGACAACACAGGUGAGACUGUGGCGUGUAUGAGCGCGUGCACGGCUUUUGGGGACCCACAGUAUUGCUGUACUGGGGCCUACUCAACUCCGGCCACCUGCGGACCAACUUCUUAUUCGGAGUUCUUUAAGAGCGCAUGCCCAUCAGCGGUUACUUACGCAUUCGAUGGUGGGGCUUCCACAUGUCCCUCUCCGACUUACACCAUCACUUUCUGCCCUAGCUAGUUACGGCGCUAGGCUAGGACAUUUGGCUCAACCCUAUGCAUUUGAAAGUUAUAAAGAUACAUGGCAUGCUCCUACACAUUUAAAACUUGAUGAGAAGUUAUUUGGACAAGUGGAAGCAAAAGAUCGGAACAAGAUGAAAAGUAGUUAAUGGAAGUUAUUUCCUACAUUUUUUUUGUUUCCUAGAAAUAGCCUCUUAGGUCUCUCCAACAAAUCAAAGAAUCUAUCUUUAUUUGUCUUUCAGGUUUUUUCUUACUAACCCAACUUUUGGGUUAUAAUUAGAAGUAGGAGAAACUUAGAAUCUUAUGUAUCGAUUUUGUUCGUGAAGAUUGGUGUUUGUCUUGCAUCACUGAUUUUCUUUUAUUUGCUGAUACAUCAUUGAAGAUUAAUGGAAGAAUCUCUUUCGUUAGUUUCCAAUUU
Molecule: messenger RNA, 1173 nt
Organism: Rhododendron vialii
Lineage: Eukaryota; Viridiplantae; Streptophyta; Magnoliopsida; Ericales; Ericaceae
Product: thaumatin-like protein 1b
Exons: 3
Coding region: 1-756 (251 amino acids)
Biological process (GO): defense response
Cellular component (GO): extracellular region
Source: RefSeq, a predicted model, not a curated record